Fukomys damarensis (Damara mole-rat) is the source of this 675-nucleotide messenger RNA. RefSeq names its product prolactin. Gene Ontology annotation, cellular component: extracellular region. Bases 1 to 675 code for a protein of 224 amino acids. Gene Ontology annotation, molecular function: hormone activity. Lineage: Eukaryota; Metazoa; Chordata; Mammalia; Rodentia; Bathyergidae. Gene Ontology annotation, biological process: response to nutrient levels; positive regulation of receptor signaling pathway via JAK-STAT; positive regulation of cell population proliferation. The record is from RefSeq and is a predicted model, not a curated record. The transcript is spliced from 5 exons.
AUGGCCGCUGCUGUGGUCCUUGCUGGGCAGAUGCUGCUGAGAGCCCACAGCUUGCUCUUGUGUAAGGGUGUGGCCUCCACGCCCACCUGUCCCUUGAGCUCUGGCUGCCAGGAACCCCUGUCAGCGCUCUUUGACCGUGCGAUCCACCUGUCUACUUCCUUGCACAGUCUCUCUUCAGAACUGUUGGAGAAAUUUGAAAUCAAGUUUUCCAAGGGCCCAAAAUAUUUUAUUCCUGAUAUCAAUGGGUGCCACACAGAUGCCAUAACCAUUCCAGGCAUUCAUGAGGAGGUGACAGAGAUUCGUUAUAAAGACUUUAUCAUCCUGGCAAGCUGCUUUAUGCGCUCCUGGAAAGAGCCUAUGGAGCUCUUCAUCACCGGAGUAAAGCAACUGCCGAACGUCCAAAGUGACAUUUUAUCCAAAGCUGUGGCAAUUAAAGAUCAAAACCACGAACUUCUAGACGUCUUGGAGAAGAUAGCCAGCCAGGUUAAUCCUGAAAUCAAAGACAAUGGGAUGUAUGUUGUCUGGAUUGAACCUGAACAUGAUAUGCCAGUUUCUUCAGUACCUCGUAUGAGAAGUUUUUAUAACCGCAUCCGCUGCCUGCGCAGGGAUACAAAUAAGCUUGACCGUUUUUUCAAGUAUCUGAAAUGCAACAUCAUUGAAAGUGCUAAGUGCUAA